AUGUUUACUUUAGGGGAACUUCCGUUCUGGCAGCACGCGCUUUGUGGAAGCAUUGCAGGGGUCAUGGAGCACAUCUCACUGUUCCCGCUGGAUACCAUAAAAACGAGACUGCAGACACAGUCAGCCUGGGAAAACAGUUCACCCGGCCAGAAUGGAUUCACUCGUCCAAAGAAUGGUAGAGUAAACGGUACGGCAGUACAAAGAGUAAACACGCCCAUAAACGGAGUUAUCAAUCGCAUCAGUGGAAUAAACGCGGAUAUCACUCACUGUUCUAAUACACACGCCACUGAUAUAAGUAAAUCAGCCAAUGGAGUUGUAAACAGGUUCAAUGGAAGAGGUAACGGUAGAAUGAAUAGGGACUCGAUUGGGAAGAUAAGUGAAAAACUUGACCUGCGCUCAAAUAAGAUAGUCAAUAAGAUAAUGUCGAACAGAAACAUGGCUACAGAGGCACUAGUUAGUCCAAUGGGUCAAAUGAGUCCCAUAAGCUCAAUAAGUUCAAUUGGAUCCAUUGGCGAAGUUGGGUCCAUGGGCUCCGUUGGUUCCGUUGGAUCAGUAGGUUCCGUUGGUUCCGUUGGAGCUUAUACUGGCAAUUUAACGAAAAUAGCUGCCAAUUUAACAGAAAUAGCGAAGGAAAAGGUCAGUGCAGCAAAGAAUACUGAUAAGAAUAACGGCAAUAAGAGUUCAGUCGUUAAUAAUAAGUCGAGUACGAUAUUAAAUACUAGUUUGAGUAAGGGCUACAACAGUGCUACAGGAACCAAUGUUGUAGUAGGUGCUGCCACGUCAACGGGUAAAAAUAACACUGUCGCCACUGCAGUUGGUUCAGAUACGCAGGUGGUGGCAAACAGAAACAUCACCUCUAAAAUAAUUAAGCACAUGAAGCCGAUGAACGCAACGAGGCCAGGAUUCUACUCGAACCUGUUUAGAGGGAGUAACGUCAUCAUAGCGGGCUGUGUGCCUGCGCACGUUUUGUACUUCACAGUCUACGAAAAGAUUAAGUCUGCGGGAAGCAUAGCAGCAUCAGGGGCCGCAGCGACAUUCUGCCACGACCUGCUUCUGACGCCGGCGGACGUGAUUAAGCAGAGGCUGCAGUUGGGGUGUUACCGCAGCAGUCGCGACUGCCUCUACAACAUAAUUAAGCAGGAGGGAGUGAGGGCACUUUUCAGGUCAUUCCACAUAACGCUGCUGAUGAACGUGCCAUACCACUCGCUGCUGGUUAGUAUUAUGCACCUGGUUAAGCAGGCUGAUGGUAGCCGUGCCACUGGUGGUGCUAAGGAAAGCAGUUUAAGAAGUGUUGGCACAUCUGCUACUGGUGGUACUGGCAUUGGUAGUGCUAAGGGUACUGCUGUUACUGCUAAUGCUGGUACUGGUACCGGUGGUACCAAUGCUAAUGAGAAUAAAGAUGUGGAAAACUAUAAGCACUUUAUAUAUGCAGGCAUUGGAGGUGCGGUAGCAGGUGCGCUGACCACGCCAUUCGACGUUAUAAAAACACGGCUACAAACACAAGCAUGUCGAAUGGACAGUAAAAGGCCAAAAUUGCAAAUCAAGUACAAGAAUGUGAUAACCACAUUUGAAAAUAUAUAUCGCAAGGAAGGAGUUAGAGGUUUCAUGAGAGGUGUUACCACGAGGAUUGGAAUGUGUACUCCGUCAGCGGCAAUAUCUUGGGGAACGUACGAAAGCUUGAAGAGUCUGAUUAAGUUGAUCGACUGA
Molecule: messenger RNA, 1707 nt
Organism: Theileria orientalis strain Shintoku
Lineage: Eukaryota; Apicomplexa; Aconoidasida; Piroplasmida; Theileriidae
Product: mitochondrial carrier protein
Exons: 3
Coding region: 1-1707 (568 amino acids)
Biological process (GO): iron import into the mitochondrion
Cellular component (GO): mitochondrial membrane
Molecular function (GO): ferrous iron transmembrane transporter activity
Source: RefSeq, a predicted model, not a curated record